AUGGAUGCUCAACCCCGGUCGUUGCCUAUCCAUCCAAUUGACAAAUAUGGCCCCAAGUUCGUCGAGAAGGCUGACAGGAUACAACGCCGGAUCACUAUGAAGGAUGAAAGGAAGCCCGCUGGAGGCUUCGAUGCCACUCCGUUUCCGCAUGCUCCGCCAGGCUAUACCCUUAAAAUCACUUUUCAUCGCGCAAACGACCUGCCUGUUGCGGACUUUGGCAGUUUCUCCUCUGACCCGUAUGUCUCUGCGCAAAUGGUCGUCAACCUACCGCGCCGCCAUAAACAGGAUCCCCCGGUCAGAUUUCGAACCCCAACCAUUCGCAAGGACAUGAACCCCGUGUGGGAAUGCGAGUGGAUUGUCGCAAACGUGCCAGCAUCAGGUUUCCUUCUGAAGGCCUAUGUCAUGGACGAGGACCCCGCGGAUCAUGAUGAUAAGCUAGGUCUCGCAUUCAUCGAGGUGCCUGAACUCUCGGAGGACUGGUCAGGUUUCAAAGGGAGAUCAUUCAAGGUCAAGAAGCGCUUUGGAAGCAAGCGCGUUUACGUUUUCACUAAUGUCUCUGCUUUCGCUACCGGACACCACAAGGAGUCCUUCUUAGUGGUCAGUAUCGAAUGCCUGGGCAGGACCCCCGGUACCGAGGGGUGUCAACUGUACACAAUUGGCCCCAACCACUGGUUCAAGCACUUUUCUCCGUUGAUCGGACGGCUGGCUGGUAUCAAAGAUCAAGUUCAAUGCAAAGACGGCAGUGGGAAGGCAGUCAGUCGCUACAAUUUCCAAGCCAUUCAAAUGCAGCUUACCGGCCCUGUGCCAUCAGAACUCUACCACCGCUAUGUGGAAUUCAAGCCGUUCGUAGCGGGUAUGUUCCAAGCGCAAAGUCUGCGAGGACGCAUCUUACACAAGGCACUCCAUCACCAGCACCAGCGCAUCUACAACUUUGAUCGCACGACCCUGCAUGGGUCAUUUGUGCGACCAUGUCGCGAGUUUGCGCAAAAGUUCUUGGAGUUUGCGCACUACGGCCAAGGCGGACGAAUCUUCACCUACGUUCUGACCUUGGACGGACAGUUCCGAUUUACGGAGACUGGCAAAGAGUUUGGUAUUGACAUGCUGAGCAAGCACACUAUGCAUAGUGAUGUGUCGAUCUACAUUGCUUACUCGGGUGAAUUCUUCGUUCGCCGACGCAAGCAUCGCCGUCGCCAUCGCCCUGCUGGAUCGCGCACUGAACGUGCUGAAACCAUUACCGAGGUUGAAAACGAGAUUCCCGCGGAGGAAGGCCAAGAGUCUGACCAGAACGAGGAGACUGUGGAGAACUCGACUGAUCCAGCCGACUAUGAACUUUUUAUUGACAACGACAGUGGUACCUACCGCCCCAACCCAGAAAAGCUGCCACUCUUGCAGGAGUUCAUGUCGUCCAACUUCCCUGGUCUCCACGUUUCGACCCUGGAUUGCCAAGCGGAUGCGGAGCGUAUGGGCAAGAUGAAGGAAGAGCAGCGCGAAUUCAAACAGCAUGAGGGCCAUGUCAUUACUUUCCUGCAACAAAGCAGUGCAUCAUCGCUGUCCAUCUCCAGCUCGGAUGAAGAUGAGCUCAACGAACGCAGUGGGCAAGGUAAACAACGUGGAGAUCUGUCCCGACGAGUACACGAGAUGCGCGACCUGCGAGGACAGGUGAUGAAAUGGGUAGAAGCGGAUGGACACGCAGAUCGCCCCAAACACCGGUACUUCUCUGGUCGAGAGCGCGCGGCGUCAACUAGUGAGAUUGAAGCGAGUCAGCGACCCGAAGCCACUCGAGCGAUUACCACCAACCCCAAUCACGAGGCCCCCUGUCAGCUCGUAACUUGA
Penicillium arizonense is the source of this 1833-nucleotide messenger RNA. Its product is annotated as C2 domain protein. The coding region runs from base 1 to 1833 and encodes 610 amino acids. The record is from RefSeq and is a predicted model, not a curated record. Lineage: Eukaryota; Fungi; Ascomycota; Eurotiomycetes; Eurotiales; Aspergillaceae. The transcript is spliced from 2 exons. Gene Ontology annotation, biological process: positive regulation of gene expression.